Phaeoacremonium minimum UCRPA7 is the source of this 1218-nucleotide messenger RNA. Its product is annotated as putative transcription initiation factor tfiid subunit 14 protein. Gene Ontology annotation, cellular component: Swr1 complex; NuA4 histone acetyltransferase complex. The transcript is spliced from 7 exons. The coding region runs from base 1 to 1218 and encodes 405 amino acids. The record is from RefSeq and is a predicted model, not a curated record. Gene Ontology annotation, biological process: regulation of transcription by RNA polymerase II; chromatin remodeling. Gene Ontology annotation, molecular function: histone binding. Lineage: Eukaryota; Fungi; Ascomycota; Sordariomycetes; Togniniales; Togniniaceae.
AUGAGCUUCCACUGCUUGAUGAAGGGGAAUGCGACCCUCCCUCUCGAAUUCCACGAGGAAACGGGCCCUAUCCUCCCCGGCGAGACAAGAACAGGUUACAUACCUAUCGGCAAGACCACCAGAACCUACGCUGAGGGGUUCUUCACGGUUGGCCCAUCGGACGACGCUGCUACCUACGUCUUCCAGAGAAGCGUGAACUGGGAUCGUCUGUCCAAAGAGGACGAGCAUCUCUGCAUCAGCGAGCUGACCCCGCCUCGGUUCGUCAAUCGACUGUGGCAGCUCCAGUACGGACGACUGCUCGCGCUUUCGGAGGGCGUCAACGCGUUUGUCCUCAACGGACGGCUCGAGUACGUGACCGACCGCGGCACCACCAGCUACCCGGACCUCGUCGACCUGCUGUUCGCCGCGGACGACGACUACCAUCGUCCCAUCGAGUUCGGCUCGGGAGCCCUGACGGACCCCGACCUGAGCGGCGCCACCCUCUCCGAGUCCCCCUCUGAGGCGCAGCUUCUUGUUCUCGCUCGAGCCCGAGAGAUUGCUCUGUCUCGCCAAAUCAAGCUCGUUACCGAGCAACACAAUAUUGAUAAACCCCCGCAAAUGGAGGGCUUUCCUAUGAAGGAGUGGACCAUUGAGUUGUACAUUCUGGAUCAGGAUGGCAAUGAGCGUCCUGCUCGCUGCUUCACGAAAGUCGUCUACAAUCUUCACCCGUCCUUCGAGAAUCCUGUGCAGACUUUCCACGAGCCCCCGUUCAAGUGCAAGAAUGAGGGCUGGGGUGAGUUUGAGAUGUCAAUCGACUGCUACACCACCGAGAAGGGCGGCAAGUCUACCUUUAUCCACGAUCUCAACUUCUUCAAGCCAACAUACGAGGUGAUUCACCCGAUCACCUUCAAGAACCCUUCCCAAGCUCUGCAGCAAGUCCUUCGCGAGACUGGCCCCCUCCCUUCGGACGAGGAGCGCAAGAAUCGCAAGGCGGCGGAUGGCGGAAAGAACAAGAAGAAGCCGUAUGAUGUCGAGAAGAUGGCCGAUGGCAUGACGAAGCUUGAGGAGGAUGAUCUCCUUCAGGUGAUCCAAAUGAUCCAUGAUCACAAGUCUGAUGAUACCUACAUGCAGAACAACAUUGAAGCUGGCGAGUUCUCGGUUGAUCUGUUCACUCUGCCAGACAACCUGGGAAAGAUGAUUUGGGACUUCCUGGUCAAAGUCAAUGCUGUCAAGGAGUGA